Messenger RNA from Symbiodinium sp. CCMP2456, 537 nucleotides. The record is from the annotation of a GenBank genome assembly. Lineage: Eukaryota; Dinophyceae; Suessiales; Symbiodiniaceae.
ACCGACGACCCUCCGGCCUCGGCCUCCUCCUGGGGUGGUGACCGCCCCUACAACGCGGACUGGAGAUGGGAGGGCCCUUGGCGCCCAAACUCGUGGUCAAGCUGGUGGAGCUGGAGCCCGAGUUGGUGGUCCCGCGGCUACGGCUGGGACCAGGAGUGGGACUGGCGGCAGUCCUGGAACGAUUGGCAGGGCUACUGGCAGAAGCCCUAUGAGGACCAGUGGUCUUGGAGCAGCUGGCGAAGUUGGCCAUCAUCGUACCAAGAAGAUAGGCCAUCGUGGCAAAGCGAGGAGCCCGCACCUCGACAAGGGGACUCUUGGGAGGCAUGGCAAAGCCAGGCACCGCCGAGGGAGCAGGAGGCCGCGCAGGCUUCCACUCAGCCAGACCCUUCGGAAACUUCGAGGGACAGGCAGAUCUCCUUCCCGCAGCCUGCAGCGUCUGCAGAGCCUGUGGACGAGGCUGCUCCACCACAUCAGGAGCGGCCGGACCCUUGGAAGGACUGGCAGAGCUGCGCUUCAACUUCAAGGGAGCCUGCGCAG